Malassezia japonica is the source of this 1029-nucleotide messenger RNA. It is a transcript of the gene CDC10, whose product is annotated as cell division control protein. Gene Ontology annotation, molecular function: GTP binding; molecular adaptor activity; GTPase activity. NCBI's taxonomy places the organism in Eukaryota, Fungi, Basidiomycota, Malasseziomycetes, Malasseziales, Malasseziaceae. The transcript is spliced from 2 exons. The record is from RefSeq and is a predicted model, not a curated record. The coding region runs from base 1 to 1029 and encodes 342 amino acids. Gene Ontology annotation, cellular component: microtubule cytoskeleton; septin complex; cell division site. Gene Ontology annotation, biological process: intracellular protein localization; cytoskeleton-dependent cytokinesis.
AUGUCCGCCAGCGAGUCUGCUGCCACGCCCCUUUCGGGCUACGUCGGUUUCGACACUCUUACGAAGCAAAUCGAGACGAAGCUCCUUCGUCGUGGUUUCCAGUUCAAUGUCAUGGUUGUGGGCCAGUCGGGCCUCGGCAAGAGCUCGAUGAUCAACACGCUCUUUUCGUCGAACCUGCUUACGACCAAGGGCCGUGUGGACCCCUCGGACGAGGUGCGCCAGACGACGAGCAUCAAUGCCACCUCUCACAACAUUAUCGAGAACGGCGUCAAGCUGAAGCUCAACAUUGUCGACACCCCCGGCUACGGUGAUCUGAUCAACAACGAGCACUGCUGGGAGCCCAUCGUGAAGUACAUCAAGGACCAGUACAGCAUCUACCUGCGCAAGGAGCUGACUGCCGUGCGUGAGCGCAACAUCCCCGACUCGCGCGUGCACGCUGUGCUGUUCUUUAUCAACCCUUCCGGCCACUCGCUGCGCUCGAUCGACAUCCAGGUGCUGAAGAAGCUCGGCGACAUUGCGAACGUCAUCCCCGUCAUUGCCAAGUCGGACUCGCUGACGCUCGGCGAGCGCGAGCUCUUCAAGAAGCGCAUCCGCGCCUCGCUGCAGUCGAACGGUAUCCGUGUGUACCCCUUUGACCACGAGGACUACGAGGAGGAGGAGCGCGAGGCGAACAGCCUGGUGCAGAGCCUCCUCCCCUUUGCGGUGGUGAGCGCGGAAAAGACGUUUGAGGCCGACGGCCAGCUUAUCCGUGGCCGCCAGGUCGGCAGCGGUCUGAUCAAUGUCGAAAACAAGGCACACUGCGAGUUUGUGCAGCUGCGCGACUUUUUGCUGCGCACGAACCUGCACGACCUGAUCGAGACGACGUCGAACACGUACUACGAGUCCUUCCGCUCGAAGCAGCUCCUGGCGCUCAAGGAGAGCAGCGCCAAGCAGCAGGCACAGCACGCACAGCAGCAGUACACAAGUGCGCAACCGCCUGUGCAGGGUGGCGCGCCGCAGGGUGCGCCUGUCGCUGCGCCGGGUGCGUAA